Ichthyophthirius multifiliis is the source of this 11481-nucleotide messenger RNA. RefSeq lists its product as hypothetical. The transcript has 14 exons. The record is from RefSeq and is a predicted model, not a curated record. Lineage: Eukaryota; Ciliophora; Oligohymenophorea; Hymenostomatida. Gene Ontology annotation, biological process: microtubule-based movement. Gene Ontology annotation, cellular component: dynein complex. Gene Ontology annotation, molecular function: ATP hydrolysis activity; ATP binding; dynein intermediate chain binding.
AUGGUCAAUAAAUUCAAGAAAAUUAAUGGUUUUAAAGAUGAUGAAGAACUUAGAGAUGAAAAUGUUGAGUUUUAGCAUGUUUUAUUGUAUAUGGAUGAGACUAGAUAUUAGUUAUUUCAUAAAGAUUAAUUAACUUGCUUUGUUAAGUUAGAAAAAGAGAAUGGGAAAGUUGAAAUUUUUCCAAGUAUUGAUGAUUGGUUUAAUGAAAUAUGUUUGGUUCAUAAAAAAAUAUUAGAUUCAUUGAAUUAAAUUACUUGCUUGAAAACUAAUAAAAUAGGAAAUGCUAGAGAAAAUGGAAAAUUGAAGCUUUUUGAUAGUGAAAAAGAUGAACUUUUGGUGGAAAAUAAUUAAGAUUUAAAUUUUUAUAUUAAUUAGGCUUUUGUUAUUAUUAAAGUUUUUUUAAAAAAAUAAAAAGAUUUAGAUUUCUUAAUGGAUUUAACAAGAGAUUCUAUAACUAAAAAAAUGGAAAAGAAAAAUAAUUUUAAAAACUUUGAAAAAUGGUUAUAAAAAAUAAAAGGUGCAAAAUAAAAUAUAGAAACAUGGCUUUUCUAAGAUAAAUUAUGGCUAGGAAUAUUCCAAAUUGAAGUUUUUGAUUUUAAAUAACAUUGCGAAAAUAAAAUAUCUUUAUGCACAGCGGCUAUAUAUAAAGUAUUAAUAAAUAAAAUUAAUAGCGAAAACGAGAAAAUUGAAAACGAAAUAUUAGAAAUAAUGCGCAAAUUUAAAAAUCUCCCAAAAAACAUUGAAGAAUUACAUGAUUUGAGGAUAUAUUGCAAUAUAACUUUAGGCGAAAUACUAGAUAAUAUAUAGGCUAGAAUAUCCGAAAUAAUGGACAAAAUGAAUCUUUUGGAAGAAAUGCAUUAUAAAAUCAGUUAUGAAGAUUUUUCUAAGUCUUGGAGUAUAUACGGUAUGCCUUUAAAGUUAAGAAAAAAGAAGGAAAAAUGUUUAAAAAUAUUGGAAAGUUUAGAAAAAGAAUUUUGGGAAGGAUUAAUUAUUAAUUAAUAGGAUAUGUCCAUAGAAAUAAGAAAUGUUUAAAUAGAAUUAGAUUAUAUGAUGAAGGAAACAGAUGUUGAUUAAACUGAUGAUAUAUCAUAUAAAUUUUAUUAAUUAGGUGUAAAAAUAGAUAAUGCAUUAAGAGAUGCUGAUGUAAUUAAUAAAAGGGAAGGCAUAUUGAAAUUAAAAUUAACAGAUUAUAGUGAAUUAGAAAAAUUGUCGAAAUAAUUUGCUCCUUAUAAUAGAGUAUGGUAACUUUCGAAAGAUUACUCAUUUAAAAUUCCGAAUAUAGAAGAGGGUCCGCUUAAUUAAGUGGAUAAAGAUUUAGUUACAAAUGACAUAAUUGAUAGUUGGAAUGAAUUAAUCAAACUAGAAAAGACUGCUUUUAAAAAUAAUACCGAUAUGAAAAUUGUAACAUAGAAGGUGAGGUAAAAAUAUGAAAGUUUUAAACCAAAAUUACCUAUUAUUAAUGAUUUGAGGAAUCCCGCGUUUAUGAAAAGACAUUGGGCGAAAAUUAAUACUAUUAUAGAUGAAUAUAAUGAGAAAUGUGAAGAUUAAUAGAAGCUUAUUUUGAAAAAAUUCGAAGAUGAUUAAUAAUUGACUUUAAAGACUUUAUUCGAAAACAAUAUUAUGGAAAUAAAGGAGGAAAUAAGGGAAAUUUCUGAAAUUGCAUCUAAAGAGAAAGGGUUUGAGAAAAUUUUGUAAAAAAUGAAAACUGAAUGGAAGCCUAUUAAACUUGAGUUUGCUUAAUUUAGAAAUACUGAUACUUUUAUCCUUAAAGGAAUUGAACAUAUAAUGGAUAAAUUAGAUGAGGAUAUAGCUAAAACAUUAAGUAUAGCUUCUUCUCCUUUUAUUAAAUUUUUGGAAAAUGAGGUUAUUUAUUGGAGGAAUACACUUUUUAGAUUAUAAGAAACAGUUGAAGCCUGGUGUAAAGUUUAAAAACUUUGGUCCUAUUUAUAACCAAUAUUUUAUUCCGAAGAUAUUAUUGCGGCUAUGUAAAAGGAAGGAUAAAAAUAUUCUAAUGUGGAUAAAAAUUGGAGAAGUAUUAUGCAAACUUCAUAGAUAAAUCCUAGUGUUAUGGAAGCCUGUUUUUAAAAUAGAUUAAAAGAAAGUUUCUUACAUAUGAUAGAAUAAUUAGAAUAAGUAAUUAAAGGCCUAAAUGAAUAUUUGAAUAAAAAAAGGGCAGCUUUCCCUCGUUUUUAUUUCCUUUCAAAUGAUGAACUUCUUUCUAUUUUAGCUUAAACACGAGAACCGAGAGCUGUUUAAAGACAUUUACCUAAAUGUUUCGAAGGAAUUGAAUACUUAACAUUUUAAGAAGGCACAUCAAAAAUAACUCAUAUGAAUUCCAUAGAAGACGAGCAUAUAUAAUUAAGUAAAGAAAUAAAUCCUUUAGAUUAGCAAGGUAAUCCUCGUGGAGUUGAAGAAUGGCUAUUUGAAAUCGAAAAAUGUAUGAAAAGUACACUUCAGGAAUAAUUUGUGGCUACAAUAAGUGACUUCAAGUAAACUGAAAGAAAAAAAUGGUUACUAAAAUGGCCUGCUUAAUUAAUAGUGGGUGCAGAUUAGACUAUAUGGACAUCAAAUGUGACUGAAGCAAUACUAAAUACCCAAAAUGAUAUAAAUUCAUUACGAAAUUACUAUAAUAAAUUAAAUGGAUUAUUAUUAGAAAUCGUAGAAUUAGUAAGGGGAGAUGUCAGUAAAGUAAAUAGAAUAACUUUGGGAGUUUUAGUAGUUAUAGAAGUGCAUGCUAAAGAUGUUGUAAAGGAAAUUAUUGAAUAAUAAGUUAAAGAUCCUAAUGAUUUCGAGUGGUUGGCUUAAAUGAGAUAUUAUUAUGAAAAAGAUUUAGAAGUCAAGAUGGUUAAUACGAUUAGAAAAUAUGGAUUUGAAUAUUUGGGAAAUUAAGGAAGACUUGUAAUUACUCCAUUAACUGAUAGAUGUUAUAGAACUCUAAUGUCAGCUUUAUAAUAAAAUCUAGGAGGAGCACCUGAGGGGCCCGCAGGUACAGGAAAAACGGAAACAACGAAAGAUUUGGCAAAGGCAAUAGCUAAACAUUGUGUUGUUUUCAAUUGUUCAGAUGCUUUAGAUUAUAUGGCUAUGGCUAAAUUUUUCAAAGGUCUUUGUGCGUGUGGGAGUUGGGCGUGCUUUGAUGAAUUUAAUAGAAUUGAAUUGGAGGUUUUGUCGGUUAUUGCUUCCUAGAUAUUAACUAUUUAGACUGCUAUUUUUAAAUAGAGUUCUUCUAAAUUCCCUUCUGCCACUUUUUAAUUCGAUGGUGUAUUAAUUCCUUUAGAUUCUUCUUGUGCUGUAUUUAUUACUAUGAAUCCUGGAUAUUAAGGAAGAAGUGAAUUACCUGAUAAUUUGAAAGCAUUGUUUAGACCUGUAGCUAUGAUGAUCCCUAAUUAUGCAAUGAUUACUGAAAUUUCUUUAUAUUCUUAUGGAUUUGUAGAUGCCAGAAAUCUUUCCAUUAAAAUAACCUGUGCACUAAAAUUGGCUAGUGAGUAAUUAUCAACUUAAAGCCAUUACGAUUUCGGAAUGAGAGCUGUAAAAGCUAUUAUUAUAGCAGCUGGAAGUCUAAAAAGAAAUUUUCCAGACACGCAUGAAAGUUUACUUAUACUAAGGGCCAUAAGUGAUUGUAAUUUACCUAAAUUCACAUUUAAAGAUGUGCCUUUAUUUCAUGCUAUUUUAUCUGAUUUAUUCCCUAAUGUUAAUCCUGAGUAACCGAAUUAUGGAGAAUUAGAUAUUGCAAUAAUGGAAGAGAUGAAAAAUAAUAAUUUUGUCCUUAAUGAUAAUUUCCAUAGGAAAAUUAUUGAACUUUAUGAAACUAUUCAAGUAAGACAUGGUUUAAUGGUUGUUGGAAGUACAAAUUCAGGAAAAUCAACAAUUUUAAAUACUUUGGCAAAUGCAAUUGAAAAAAAGAAUUAAAAAUAAGCAAUUUAAACAUUAGGCUUACAGGAAAGUGUUGAAUAAAUAAUUUCUGAAGAUGAAGAUUAAUAAGAAUAAAUAUCUUAAGAAUUAUCAUAGAUAAUUUAACCUAUAAAAAAGUAGUCUUUUUUAGGACAGAGAAAAUCAAUUUAAAAUUCUAGGGCUUCUUAAUUAUUAAAAAGUAAUUCAAGGAAACAUUCGUUAUUAUAAUCAUUAACUAAGAUAAAUAUAUAAAAAGAAAAAGAGAUUUAAUUAGAUUAUUAAAAAGUUCAUUUUCAUCCAAUUAAUCCUAAAGCUGUAACUAGUAAAUUACUUUACGGUGAAGUUGAAAAUACAUCAGGAGAAUGGCAUAAUGGUAUUACUGCAAUUAUUUUUAGAGAAUGUUAAGAAGUAAAAAGCAAGAAUUUACAUUGGAUUCUAUUUGAUGGACCAGUAGAUGCUUUAUGGAUAGAAAAUAUGAAUACAGUACUAGAUGAUAAUAAAAAAUUAUGUCUUUCUAAUGGAGAGACUAUUAAACUAACUGAAUAAAUGAGCAUAAUUUUUGAAGUUGAAGAUUUACUAGAAGCUUCACCUGCUACUGUUUCAAGAUGUGGAAUGGUUUAUUUAGAAUCUAAAGAUUUAGGUUGGAAACCUUUCUUUGACCCUUGGUUUUCUAAUUUAACUGAAAACUUUAAAACUUUUGAUUAUAUUGAUAUAUUUUAAAAUUUAAUUAAUUCUAUUUUAAUUGAUUGUAUAGAUUUUGUUCUUUUUUCUAAAAAUUGUUAAACAUGUAUUCCUAUUAGCGAAUAAUGGGUUGCUAUGAAUUUUUUUAGACUUUUUGAGAGUUAUUUGUAUAAAAAUAAAAAUAAAGAAUAAAUAAUAUAAGAUCUUGAAAUUGAAAAAGAAAGGGAAGAAGCUAAACUUGCUACUGCUAAAUUAGAAGGAAAAGAAUUUCCUACUGAAAUAAAAAAAAAAAAAAAUAUACCUUUAUUAGAAAAAGAUAAAGGAGAAGUUUUUUGUUUAUUUUUAAUGGCAUUAAUUUGGAGCGUAGGAGUAGUUAUAGAAAGUAUAAAUGACCGAAAAAAAUUCCACGACAAAGUACAUGGAUUAAUAAAGAAAAUAAGAGAAACUCCUGAAUUGAAAUAAAUUCCAUUAUCUUUUAUUCCAACAGAAGAAAAUAAUAUUUUCGAUAUUUAAUAUGAUAUUGAAAAAAAAUCCUGGAAUUUAUGGAAAGGAAAUACUGAAUAUAGAAUUCCUUUAGAGACUGAAUUCCAUAAUAUAUUUGUUCCUACGUCUGAUUCUAUUAGACACCAUUAUAUUUUAUAAAUGCUUACUAUUCAUUCUUUCCCAACACUGUUUUUAGGAAAAACAGGUACUGGUAAAACUAUUACUAUAAAAAAAUUUUUGAUAAAUGAUUUGCAUAAUGAAAAAUAUAUAACUUCAAUUACUGCUUUUUCUGCAAACACAAAUUGUAAUUAAGUAUAAGAUAUUCUUGAAAGUAAAUUAGAAAAAUAAAAAAGAAGAAAAGGUGUACUAGGGCCUUUAAUAGGACGCACAAAUAUUAUUUUUAUAGAUGAUUUAAAUAUGCCAAACAAAGAAACUUAUGGAGCUCAACCUCCUUUAGAAUUAAUAAGAUAAUGGUUUUGUUUUGGAGGAUGGUAUGAUAGAAAGACUUUAGAAUUUAAUAAAAUUAUUGAUAUUCAUUUUACUGCUGCUAUGGGAAUGGGUCGACCUGCACUUUCAAAUAGAAUUUUAAGACAUUUUAAUUUAGUUUAUUUAAAUGAAAUGGAAAAUAUGACUUUAAGUAUUAUGGUAGAGAAGAUUUUCGAAUGGGGAUUCAAUGAUUAUAUUGACAAAGUGAAAUUCUAAAUAAAAAACUUCAAAAACAUAAUAAUUCAAGUACAUAAAAUAAUAUCUUAAACAUUUCUUCCUUUGCCAAAAAAAUCACAUUAUAUUUUCAAUUUAAGAGAUUUAAUGAAAGUCGUUUAAGGUCUUUUGAGUGUUCCUGCAAUUUAAUAUGAAGCUACGUAAAAUAAUAGACUUAAAUUGGCCCGUUUGUGGGCUCAUGAGAGUUUUUGUAUAUAUAGUGAUAGAUUAGUAGAUAAUCUUGAUAAGGAGUAAUUUUGUAAAAUAAUCGAUGGGGUUGUUAGAGAGUAUUUAUAAAUUACUUUAGAUGAAAUAUUGUAUCCAAAAAUAGAUAAUUUGAUUGAAGAUGUAAAUAAUGAUGAAAAUAAUUAGAAUGAAAAUUAGGAAAUAACUAUAUAUAAGAAAUUUCCAGUUUUUUGUAAUUUUUUAGAAAAUAAUAGUAAAUAUCAUGAAGUAGAAGAUUGGCAGAAAAUAAGAAAUGCUGCAUAAAAACAUAUUGAAGAUUAUAAUGAAUAAAUGAAAAAAAAAAUAAACAUUAUUCUUUUCGACGAUGCGAUAAAAAUGUUAUGUAAAAUCUCCAGAAUUAUCUCCAAUUUAUUCUCACAUGGACUUCUUAUAGGACUAGGAGGUGCAGGAAGUCAUACUUUAACUAGAUUGGCCACAUUUAUGUAAGGGUAUUCAAUAUAUGAAGUAGAAGUAGAUAAAGAUUUCGGAAAAGAAAAUUGGUUAGAGUUUAUAAGGGAAAUGUUAAAGGAAAUAGUAAUUAAAGAUAAAAUAGGAAUUUUCAUAAUUUCAGAUUCUUAAAUUAUAGAUGAGAAAUUCCUUGAAGAUAUUAAUAAUUUACUUAAUAUAGGAGAAAUACCUAAUUUAUAUGCAUCUGAAGAUAAAGAAAAUAUACUUAGUGAAUUAAAAGAUUUAACUGAAAAAUAACGUCUUAAUCUCAACACAAUGUAAUUAUGGGAAUAUUUUGUGAAUAAAUGUAAAACUAAUCUCCAUAUAGUUCUCUGUUUAUCUCCAAUAGGUGAAAAAUUACGUUAAAGAUUACGUGAUUUUCCUUCAUUAGUAUCUUGUACAUCUCCUAUAUGGAUACAUCCUUGGUCCAAACAGGCUUUAUAGGAAGUAGCAAUGUAUAAAAUUCAAGAAGAUGCCGAAGAAUUAAAACUCGAUAGCUAAAUGACUCAAAGUAUAGCCGAAAUAUGCCUUCAUUUCCAUUAGACAGUUACUGAUAUAACCCAAACUUAUUUAAAUGAGACUGGAAAGCAUUACUAUGUAACCCCAAUAUCUUACAUGAAACUUUUGAGUAACUUUAAAUCACUUUAUUAGAAAAAAAUUGAUUAAAUAGUCCUUUAAAGGGAUACAUAUAAAAACGGAGUCGAAAAACUAGAUGAAUGUGCUCUUGAGGUAGGCAAAAUGAAGCUUUAAUUAGAAAAGAUAUAACCUAUAUUAGAAAAAUAGACACAAGAAACUGAAGAAAUAAUGAAAUAAGUAGAAUUAGAAACUAUAGAAGCCGAUAAAUAACGUCUUAUGGUACAAGAAGAUGAGUAAAGGACAUCUGAAAAAGCUGAAAUCGCAUAAGGAAUAAAAGAUUAAUGCAACGAAAAAUUAUCGGUUGCCGAACCUGCUUUAUAGGAAGCUUUUGAAGCUUUAAAGACUAUAAAAGUGAAUGAUUUUGUCCAAAUGAAGUCUUAUUAGAAACCCCCUGCGUAGAUUAAAAUGACUAUGGAUGCUGUGUGUAUACUUAUGAAUCAAAAGGGUAAAAAAUCUACCGAAAAGCCCGGAGAAAUAGAUUUUUGGGAUGAUGCGAGGAAAUUAUUAUCAUAUCCAAAUGAGUUUAUAAAAAAGUUAGAAAAAUUUGAAAGAGAUAACAUUCCCGAAUAAGUAAUUAAUAAAUUCGAUAAUUUUAAGAAAAAAAAUCCAUAAUUUAAACCUUCAAAUAUUGCGAAAGCUUCCUCUGCAGCUGAAGGUUUAUGUAAAUGGACUUUGGCUAUAUAUGAAUAUCAUUUCGUUUAUAAAUCUAUUUUGCCUCUUCGAUAAGAUCUAGAUAAGGCUUAAAAAAACCUAGAAUAAGCUAAUUUAGAAUUAUAGAAAAAAAGAGAAAUUCUAGCUGUUGUAGAGGCUAAAUGUUAGGCUUUAAAAGAUAAAUUUAAUAACGCGAAUAUGCAAAAGUAAAUACUUAUAGCUGAAAAACAUGAUUGUGAAGUCAAAUUAAAAAGAGCUUUACACCUUACAGACGGAUUAAGUUAGGAAAAAGUUAGAUGGUCAGAAAGUUCGGUUUAAUUGACAGAAGAAAUAAAAAAUUUAUUAGGAGAUAUUAUACUUUCAGUAGGUUUUAUUAGCUAUUUGGGAGCUUUUACAGCUGCUUAUAGAUAAAAAAUUGUCUUUGAUUUAUGGAUUCCGAAAGUUAUUUCAUAAAAUAUUGUUUGUAAUAAAAAUUUCUCGCUUAUAGAUAGAAUUGGAGAUCCGAUGUAGAUUUAAGAAUGGAUUCUACAUGGACUUCCUUUAGAUGAUGUAUCUAAAGAAAAUGCUAUUAUUAUGAAUAAUAAUGAUCAUUGGCCUUUAAUAAUUGAUCCAUAAAAUCAAGCUACUAAAUUUAUUAAAAGAAUAGAAACUAAAUCUAGUGAUAAAAACUUCAUAAGUAUAAAAGUUUCUAAAUAAAUGUAGUCUCAUAUAGAAAAUGCAAUAAAUAAAGGCAAAACAUUAAUGAUAUAAGGAGUUGGUGAGGUUUUAGACCCUAUAUUAGACUCAAUAUUGAUUAAAAACAGCAUUUUUAUGUAAGGAGGUCGUCGAAUGAUUUAAAUAGGUUAGCAACCAGUCGAAUAUAAUCCCAAUUUUAAAUUAUAUUUGAUAUGUAAUCUACCAAAUCCACAUUAUAUGCCUGAAACUUUAACAAAAAUAACUCUUUUAAACUUUACAAUAACUCCAGAAGCUAUGACUGAUUAAAUGCUAUCUAUUUUAGCUAAAGAGGAAGAUCCUAAUUUAGAAGAAGAAAAAAUCCGUUUAAUGGAAGAAAAUGCCGAGAACAAACAAAGAAUGGAAGAAAUUGAAAAAAACAUUUUAAGACUUCUAUAAAACACUCCCGGAAAUAAACUUUUAGAAAGCGAAGAACUAAUCGAAAAUUUAAAAGUUUCUAAAAAAACAUCAGAUGAAGUCUAAUUCAGAUAACAAGAAUCUAAAAGUACAGAACAAAGAAUUAUUUAUAUGAGGUAAUAAUAUGCUAUAGCAGCUUCUUUAUCUUCUGCUAUUUACUUCACAAUAUUAUAAUUAAGUAGUCUGGAUCCUAUGUAUUAAUUCUCCCUAGAAUUCUAUGUAAGAAUGUUCAAAAAGUCAAUCAAAUUAGCCGAAAAACCUCAGCCUAAAAAAAUCGAAGUCAGAGUCAAAAAUCUUAUUGAGUCUUUAAAAAAAUGUGUAUACUAUGAAAUGUAAAGGAGUAUUUUUGUAAAGCAUAAGCUUUUGUUUUCCCUUCUGUUGGCAUUUACAUGUCUUCAAGUAAAUAAUUAACUCGAUUAAGAUGAAAUGAAGUUUCUUUUAACUGGUUUAUCGAAUAAAUAAGUUAAUUUAAGUAUUUACUAGAAGCCUUAAAGUGAUUUUUUUACAGAACUUUUUUGGGAACAAAUACUUCAUUUAAAUAAUUUACCUAAUUUUAAUCAAUUGGCCUAAAAUAUAAUCGAAAAUACAAACUUAUAUAUCUAAUUUAUUGAAAAUAUUCAUAAUUAAGAAUACUAUCCGGAAUAUAUAAAAUCUAUGUCCUUUUUCUAAAGACUAGUACUUACAAGAAUCCUUAGGCCAGAUUAUUUUAUUGAGUAAGUGAGGUAGUUUAUUACUUAAGAGAUGGGAAGUUAUUAUAUUUCGAACCUUAUUAUUACUUUAAAUGAAUGCUAUUAAGAAUCCGCUGCCCAUAUUCCUUUAAUUUUUGUACUUUCGCCUGGUGAUGAUCCUUAGGAUGACCUUAAGAAAUUCGCUUAGGAAAAAGGCAAGUACAUUACCUUUGUUUCUUUGGGAAAGGGUUAAGGAGAUUUUGCUGAAUCUAAUAUUAAGGAAGCUAUGUAAGCUGGCUAAUGGUGUCUUUUAUAAAAUUGUCAUCUAGCAGUUAGUUGGUUAUCUAGAUUAGAAGAAAUAGUUGAAGAAGCAGCAUUAAAUAUGUAGAAAAAAGAUAAAGAUAGAUUAUUACACAAUGAUUUCAGAUUAUGGCUAACUUCUAUGUCUUCGGAUAGUUUCCCUAUGUAUUUGUUACAAGAAGGAGUUAAAAUGACCAAAGAUCCGCCUAAAGGUGUAAAAGCAAAUGUUUAGUAACUCUAUGCAAAUUAAAUAUCAACAAAAGAUGAAGUAAAAUAUUUCCAAGAAUGCCAAAAAAUGGAUGAAUGGCGUCGUCUUUUUAUGAGCUUGACUUUUUUCCAUUCCAUAAUAAGAGAAAGGAGAAGAUUCGGUCCUAUAGGCUGGAAUAUAUACUAUGAUUUUAACCAAUCCGAUUUCAAAAUAUCUAUGAGAUAAUUAAAACAAAUGCUAAACGAUUACGAAAAUAUACCUUUUAAAGCUCUUACAUAUUUAACUGGUGAAUGCUAUUAUGGAGGAAAAGUUACUGAUGAUUGGGAUAGAAGAAUUUUAAAAUCCCUGUUGAGCGAUUUUUAUAAUGAUAAUAUUCUUUAUGAAGACUAUAGAUUUAGUGCAGUUUAAGAAUAUUAUAUUCCAUAAUAAAACGAGCUUAUUGAUAGUUUAGAAAACGCUAUUUCUUAUAUUAAUUAGCUUCCAGAUUUAAACGAGCCUGAACUUUUUGGUUUACAUUAAAAUGCGGCAAUUUCGAGUGCUAAAUUUGAGGCUGGGUUUAUUAUUAAUUCUUUAGUUUAGGUAAAUUCAGGUAAGAAAAAAGGUUCUAAUGAAGAUGCUAAUAAGUAAAUUUUGGAAAGAGUGCAUGAAUUAUUAGAUACUCUUCCUUAAAAUUUCAAAACAAAUAUUGUAAAUGAAAAGUUUAAAAUUAAUUAUUACGAAUCUAUGAAUACAGUUCUUAUUUAGGAAGUACUUAGAUAUAAUAACCUUCUAAAUAUUAUAAGAGAGAGUCUAAAAGAUUUAAUAUAGGCAAUGUAAGGGUUUAAAGUUAUGACUAAUGUACUUGAAAAUGUAUAGGAAUGCCUACAAAAUAAUACCAUUCCAUAAAGUUGGGCAUCUAAAAGUUACCCAUCUUUAAAACCUUUGAUGAGUUAUCAUAAAGAUCUUAUUAAAAGAAUAGAAAUGUUCCAAUAAUGGAUUCAUAGUGGAACUCCGGUGGUAUUCUGGAUUAGUGGAUUCUUCUUUACUUAGAGCUUCUUUACAGGUAUAAGAUAAAAUUAUGCCAGAAAAUAAACUAUUCCAAUUGAUCUUAUUGAUUUUAGUUUCGAGGUUGUUGAUUAGGUAUAAAAACCAGAUAAAAAUCCUGAAAAAGGCUGUUAUUGUUAUGGAUUGUUUUUAGAAGGGGCUAGAUGGGAUUAUAAUAAUCAUCAUUUGGAAGAAUAAGAACCGAAAGUUAUUUAUUAGGAUAUGCCUAUUAUAUGGUUUAUACCUACAUAUGAAAAAACACAAGAAUCUAUUAACUUUAUUAAUUAUUAAUGUCCUAUGUAUAAAACUUCUGAAAGAAAAGGAACUCUUUCUACAACUGGUCAUUCAACUAAUUUUGUUAUUGCUAUUGAUUUACCUACUAAAAAAUAAGAAUCACAUUGGGUUAAAAGAGGAGUAGCCUUACUUUCAUAAUUAAAUGAUUGA